Molecule: messenger RNA, 4981 nt
Organism: Equus caballus (horse)
Lineage: Eukaryota; Metazoa; Chordata; Mammalia; Perissodactyla; Equidae
Gene: NANOS3
Product: nanos C2HC-type zinc finger 3
Biological process (GO): negative regulation of translation; oogenesis
Cellular component (GO): perinuclear region of cytoplasm
Molecular function (GO): zinc ion binding; mRNA binding
Source: RefSeq, a predicted model, not a curated record
AGAUGGGCACGGAUGUUAGCUCCGCCAAUCUUCCUCAGCAAAAACAAAAAAAAACUGUGGGUGGGCUUUGGCGGGGCAGGACUCUGGGGGCUGUGUUGGCUCAGGCCACCUCCGCGAGGGAUGUUUUGGGGUUCACUCGAGCUCAGCACACUUGGGAUCCUUGAUCCUCCUUAGGGUUAUGCCAAGGGGCCCUCUGGGGCUCAGUAUUCCCCUCAGUGAAAUGGGAGGGGACUGGUAAUUGGAAAUUGGAAGGCCCCUCCAGGCCGUCCUUGAGGUCCCCAGGCCCAGGUCAGGGGCGGCCUCCCCUGAGACUGUGCUUGGGGGCACCUGAGGGAGGCGCACAACUUCGCGGCCCAGGAGGGAGGAAUGGAGAAGUGGGGAGGGGCGACAUCUUGCCACAGCCUCUUUUGAGGCCGGAGGGUGAGCGACCCUGCACCCCCACAUCCGGGCCAGGCAGCCGCGAUGGCCGUGCGCUUGGGCGCUGACCCAGAGGGGCCUGAGUUCAGAUACCUCAAGACCUGCAGGUGGGCCAGCCCGAGUGUCGCUCCGGUCCUCUUGCUUCUCCCCACCCAGUGGGCAAGUGACCCGCGGGCAGGGCCUGGCAGCAGUCCCUCUGGCCCCACUGCUUCCCGGCAUUUGCAAAAAGUGGAGACUCUGAGCCCCCCAGCCGCCCCCAGGGCUGUUGUGAUUCAUGGACCAUUGGGCCCGGAACACAGAGGAGCUCGCAAAAGGUAUUACAUUGUAUUAAAAUGACUUGUUUAUCUCUCUGGCGAUACCCCAUACCCCGGGGCCAGAACCCCGGGCAGCCAGACAUCUUGGGGCCACUAGGAAUCCUUCCUCCGCCUCCCACGAGAGUGGUGCCGUCUGGCCUCAGUCUCCCAAAGUGACAAAUGGGAGUGAUCUGCACUUUCCAGGGGCUGUUUGGAGGGCUACCCCAGUAACUGAAGAAGCAGCCCAGCCGCCAGGACCGCUGCAUCUUUGUAGCAAAGGCAACAUCACUGUCUUCUGUUCUCAUUACCCAUAUCUGCCUCCUGCCUUUUCCGGGUCUUGCAGAGUUGGUACCUAAUAACCGCUGACUUAAUGAGCCCAUAGGUCCCUCCCUCCCUCCGUCCCCUCUCCUCCCUCUCCCCGUCUGGUUCCCUACACCCCACCCCCUACUCCGGGUCCCCCAGAAAGUCGCCAAGGGUUUGGGGGAACAUUCAACCUGUCGGUGAGUUUGGACAGCUCAGGCAAACCAUCGACCGUUGAGUGGACCUCGAGGCCUGGAACUGCCGUCCACCCAGCGCGCUCCCCGCCUUCCAGAUCGGGGGCGGCCAGGGGAUCCCGAGCACAUCCCUUAGGCCACAGUGAAGGUCACAAUCAACAUUCAUUGUUGUCGGUGGGUUGUGAGAGCGAAGGUCACAAUCAACAUUCAUUGUUGUCGGUGGGUUGUGAGGACGGAGGCCAGACCCACCGGGGGAUGAAUGUCACUGUGGCUGGGCUGGACACAGCCUGAGGGGAAUGGGAUGGGGGACAGGACCCACCCUGGACUCCCCCCGCAAAGCCGCUCAGCCUGUGCCUUGCCCUGACCGCCGCCUCUCACCCCUUGGGGAGGGCUGGUGCCUGGGAUUCUGAUGGACCCCAGAGACAUCUGCUGGAUCGGGGGAGUAAUCCUGGAGGGCUGGUGGGGAGGGUCACGGCGUCGGGCUGGACAGCUGACAAAGCGUGUCAACGGACUCAGUGAAGGGCUCGUGAAUGAAUGAAUGGGGUGGGUAGGCAGUGCAGGGUGGUCUCUCAGUGUCCAAGGGGGCCCAGCUUCCUCUCCCUCCUUGCCUGGCGCCCUCUUGUCCACCUUGAACCUCAGUGCUGGCUGAUCCGUCCACCUGCGGGUCUGUGCACCUGGGUGACUCAGCCCGGGGCCCAGCCUUGGGAGGGGACUGGACGGGAGGCAGGCUUUUGGGCUGCUCUUUGUGGGGCCGGUGACUUCAUCCCCAGUUUGCUCAUCCAUUCAGUGGGCUUCCAGAGACAAUGGGUGCGGAAGCCCCCUGAGGGGGACGGGAACUGGGGGCCUCAGUCCGGUCCUUGUCCCCUACCCUUGAGCCAGGCCCCAUCCCCCUUCCAGAGACAGCCAGAGCAUCAGCAGCGGCCCCCUCCCCAAAGAGCGCAGGGGCUGCUGGCCCUCCCCCAGCCCAGGGGAAGGAAGAAAGAAGUUACUGAGUUACCGGUUAGGACGAUGCUUGUCUUUGGGGCGGGGCUUCCACACUCCUCACCCUGUGGGGUAGGGGUGGCAGGCCGCCUCCAGGGAGGGUAGGUGGGGGUGGCCCUCUCAGUGCCCUCUUGGGGGAUGUGUGGCUCCAAAUUGUGGGUGCCCCUGCAGCCUGGCCCGGUACCCCCUCCCCCGCAGCCCACCCCUGCAGACCAUGCAUCCAUCCCCCUCGGCAGGUGCAUUUACUGGGGAGCAGCUGCAAGCCCCCUGUGACAGUAAGGGCCCUCCCACAGCCUGCUCCUCCCCUUCAUACCCCUCAGAGGUAUAAGAAGGGAACUGACAGCCAGACUCCGGGUCUCCAGAGAGGGGAAGGGCGGGGUGGGGGAAGGGGAGAAGGACAAACUCUGGGCCGGCAGGGUCUCCUCUCUCUGCUCCUCCGCCUGGCACACGCUGCCCAGCCAUGGGCACCUUCGACCUGUGGACGGACUACCUUGGUUUGGCACGCCUGGUGGGGGCUCUGCGUGGGAAAGAGGAGCCAGAGACCAGGGUGGACCCCCAGCCGGAACCGGUGCCAGGACCAGGGGGUCAGAGGCCCACCCCGGAAUCCUCAGCAGCUCCCGAGCGGCUGUGCUCCUUCUGCAAACACAACGGCGAGUCCCGUGCCAUCUACCAGUCGCAUGUGCUCAAGGACGAGGCGGGCCGGGUGCUGUGCCCCAUCCUUCGAGACUACGUGUGCCCCCAGUGCGGUGCCACCCGCGAGCACGCCCACACCCGCCGCUUCUGCCCGCUCACCGGCCAGGGCUACACCUCCGUCUACAGCUACACAACCCGCAACUCGGCCGGCAAGAGGCUGGCCCGGCCCGAGAAGGCGAGAGCGCAGGACUCAGGGCCACGCCGAGGAGCAGGAGCAGGAGCAGGAGCAGGAGGAGCCUGUGCAGGAAAGUCAGCCAGCGGAGAGGGGGUCGGAUGGGGCCCUGUCGCUGCCCCUGUGGGAACUGCCCCACCAUCAGACGGUUCCAAAGGUGCCGGCAAGUCUUCCGGAGCGUCGCCCUCUUCCUGCUGUCCCUCCACUUCCGCCUAGGAGCCGGCGUGCGCGGGGUGCGGAUGCUCCCUCCCUGCUGCCGGGGACUCAGGCUCGGUGGAGGCUGGAAUCCCCGGAGGAUGCACUCCGUGAGGACCCGCCCGGCCCCUCCGCCAGCCUGAGGGCCUGGGAGCGCGGCCCGGGGAGCCCCCGAAGGAGGGGGGUGGUCCUCAGGCCCCCCGCCCGCCCUCCCCAGCUCCGGGAGCCCAAUAAACGCUUAUGAGCGCAUCCGCGUCGCCAGGCCCGGUCUUUGGACGGGGUGGUGGGAACAGCUCGGGGGCCGGGGGCACCCCUCCUCUCCUGGCUGCAUCAGCCCCCGCGUGCUUCGACCCCCACUUUCCCCGCCCGCCCACUGGGUUUGGUUCACCCCGGGGAGCUACUCUGUGCUGAGCGAAGGGUCUGGGCCCCACCGGCGGCGCUGGGCUCCGAAGGGUCGCCCCAGCCCGGCGCCCUGAGCACGUCCCCGCGGGCUUGCCUGCGAGGCCCCCUCUGGGACGCUGGCAUCCGCCCCCUUCCCCACCCUUCGCAUAGAGACAGGUCCAGCGGGCAGAAUCCCCCGCACUGGGGGACUCGAGCAAGAAUUAGACCAAGCCAUCCAGGGUCCUCACUAGGUGGCCUCCAGGGAGUGUCAGGUCACCACGGAAGCGGGUACGGAGUCACAGGCCCCUCAGGGCAAGGGAAGGCCCCUUGGGGGGCGGGGCCGGGGCGAUGAAGGGGAAUAUGCCCCGGGGGCGAGCAGCCCAGGCCUUGGGCAGGGCGCUGGAGGCCAGCCGGGUCCGCGGGGGCCAGCGUGGGGGGAGACGGAGACCCACCCCCACCCAGGGACACCAUCGGCUCUCCUGGGGGCUGUCUCCUGCACCCCACCUUGUGCCCAUGGCCUCUAAGGGGCAGCAGGUGGCAGGCAGCCACCCCAGCCCCCAUGGCCUCUCCUGGGUUCAGGGCGGGUCCACUCUGCCCUUGGCUUUUCCAUGUGAACUGGGACCUGGGGCCACAUGGGAGCAGAGCUGGGGACAGGAGCCUCCUUAUGAAGACAGCCUGCCCCCCAGGCUUGGAGGGGAGUGGGGCAGGAGGGAACGUAGACAGGAGGGCUCCUUAGUGGCCCCAAGGGUCUUCGAACUGGGUUGGGGGACACAACACGCCAGCCCCUCCACUGCGUCUGCUAACUGUCUCAGCCUGAGCCGCUGGGGCGCAUCCUGGUGGGUUCAAAGACAGAGCUGCACCUCCAGCCAGGAGGGGGCUGACCCCGACCCGCCAUGCUUCCCACCUGAGUGGGGUCUCCCAGGGUGUAAGAAGGCAGUGGCGGCCUUGUUGGGCUGGGAGCCCGAGAGCUGAGCCACAGGCAGAGCGACCACUACAGCCGUGAGUCUGGUUUGGUCCUCCGUACGGUGGGUGACCCAUUUCACAGAAGUGUCAUUUUUUGUAAACUGGGUUGACAACAGCACCUGGGGCAGCUUGCGAUGACGUCAUCGGGCUGUGGCCAGGCCUGUGUGGGAUGAGGGUGCGAGCCGCCCUGACACCCUGCAGCCACCACCCCGGGCCUGCCUCAAGGGCGGGGGCCUCGGGGCAGCAGCUCUUCAGCUGGACCGGUGGCCCGACGUCUCAGUGGGCUCAGUGGGCUGCUGCUCCAGAUACCGGUGAGCGUGUUGCACGAGUGCAUACACACAUGUGUACAUGAGCAUGCCCGCACACAGCCACCUGCUCCUGGUGAAGCCAAC